Jaminaea rosea is the source of this 461-nucleotide messenger RNA. RefSeq lists its product as hypothetical. The transcript is spliced from 3 exons. The record is from RefSeq and is a predicted model, not a curated record. NCBI's taxonomy places the organism in Eukaryota, Fungi, Basidiomycota, Exobasidiomycetes, Microstromatales. Bases 77 to 313 code for a protein of 78 amino acids.
CGUCACGUCUCGAAUCGAAUCGUCAUCAUCACUGCCGUGUCGCCCCCCGACAUGACAGUCCCAAGCGUUCAGAGAGAUGCAAAAGAUUUGCAUGGUUCGAACUCUCGUCGAAGAUAUCGUGUCUCAGCUUUCAGCACCGCAGCCUUCAUCUCGCCAGAUCAUCGAGCUCGCACAGCGUACCACAAAGCUCGGGGCGACCUUCUUGCAUCAUUGGGGUAGGGCACCGACCAGUGAAACGGCAGACUUGCUCGACGAGGCUGGUGCGCCGGCCACGAUACGUUGGCUGAGUGCUGUGCCAUGGCAGCCCCUUUGACAAUCAAGUCCUCUCACGACCGUCCUCACAGGCACCAGGCUAUGGAAUCACACGAUCCAGCUCCAGAAGAGCAGCCACGAAUCAGCCGACAAGGGAAGCGCUGUUCACAUCAAGGGGCUGGUCCGUGGAGCAGCCGCUCUUCUGACCU